AUGACCGACGACAAGACCAAAUACGAGCACCCGCUCGUGAGCCGCUAUGCCACGAAGGAAAUGAGCUUGGUGUGGUCGCCCCACACCAAGUUUUCCACGUGGCGCAAGCUGUGGCUGGCCCUUGCCCGCGCUGAGCAAGAGCUUGGCAUCGCCAUCACGGACGAGCAAUUGCGUGCGAUGGAAAAGGCCAUCUACGACAUCGACUAUGCGUACGCUGAUGAGAUGGAAAAGAAGUUCCGUCACGACGUCAUGGCGCACGUGCAUGCGUUCGGCAAGGCCGCUCCCAUUGCCAUGCCCAUCAUCCACUUGGGUGCGACGUCGUGCUAUGUUGGGGACAAUGCGGACAUCAUUCAGAUCAAGCAAGGGCUCGAACUGAUUCAGCGCAAGUUGCUCAAGGUUGUCAAAACUCUGCGCGAUUUCGCGGUCCAGUACAAGGACAUGCCGACAAUGGGGUUCACCCAUUUCCAACCUGCGCAGCUUGUGACCGUCGGCAAGCGCGCGACGCUGUGGAUCCAAGACUUCCUCUUGGACCACGACCGGUUGGAAUCGCAAAUCCAGACGCUUCCGUUGCGCGGCGUGAAGGGGACGACCGGCACGCAAGCCAGUUUCCUCGAGUUGUUCAACGGCGACCACGACAAAGUCAAGCAGUUGAAUCGCAAGGUGGCCGACCAACUCGGAUUCGAACACGUGAUUGCAGUGUCCGGCCAAACUUACACCCGCAAGAUCGACUAUUUCGUGUUGAGCAUCUUGAGCGGCAUCGCCCAGUCCGCGUACAAAAUGGCUGGUGACAUUCGCCUCUUGGCCAACAUGAAGGAGAUCGAAGAGCCGUUUGAGAAGAACCAGAUUGGAUCGUCUGCCAUGGCGUACAAGCGCAACCCCAUGCGCUCCGAACGUGUGUGCAGUUUGGCGCGGUACGUCAUGUCCCUGACGGACAAUGGCGGCCACACCCAUGCGUCGCAAUGGUUCGAGCGUACCCUGGACGAUUCGGCCAACCGUCGCAUUGUCCUCCCUGAAGCGUUUUUGGCCACCGACGUGAUCUUGAACUUGAUCGCAAACGUCAGCGACGGCCUCCAAGUGUGGCCGAACGUGAUCGCGGCCCACAUCAAAGCCGAGCUGCCCUUCAUGGCGACAGAAAACGUUCUCAUGGCAUGUGUCAAGGCUGGUGGCGAUCGCCAGGAGUUGCAUGAAGCUAUCCGCGAACACUCGAUGGCUGCUGGCCGCCGCGUCAAGGAAGAAGGUGCGGCCAACGACUUGUUGGACCGCAUUGCUGCCGACUCCCGCUUUGCCGCCGUCCACGCGACGAUGGACCAACUGUUGGACCCCAAGCUCUUUGUCGGGCGCUCCCCCGAACAAGUGGACGAAUUCGUCGCUGAAUGCGUGGACCCGCUCAUGCAAAAGUACCAGACCCUCCUCCUUGUCGACAGCGUCGACUCCAUCAACGUCUAA
Messenger RNA from Aphanomyces invadans, 1446 nucleotides. RefSeq names its product adenylosuccinate lyase. The transcript is spliced from 3 exons. Bases 1 to 1446 code for a protein of 481 amino acids. Gene Ontology annotation, cellular component: cytosol. Gene Ontology annotation, biological process: 'de novo' AMP biosynthetic process. The record is from RefSeq and is a predicted model, not a curated record. Lineage: Eukaryota; Oomycota; Saprolegniomycetes; Saprolegniales; Verrucalvaceae. Gene Ontology annotation, molecular function: (S)-2-(5-amino-1-(5-phospho-D-ribosyl)imidazole-4-carboxamido) succinate lyase (fumarate-forming) activity; N6-(1,2-dicarboxyethyl)AMP AMP-lyase (fumarate-forming) activity.